Gongylonema pulchrum is the source of this 450-nucleotide messenger RNA. NCBI's taxonomy places the organism in Eukaryota, Metazoa, Nematoda, Chromadorea, Rhabditida, Gongylonematidae. The record is from the annotation of a GenBank genome assembly.
AAAAACACUGGUGCGCUUUCGGAAUCGCAAACUCAGGAUACGAGUGCCUGGGAGAGGCCGGGUUUGGAUCGAGCUGGAGUGUCACAUCGACCUGAUGCAAACAUUGGAAAUAAGGGGCCCAGCGAGACGGGGCAUUCCUCGAUGAACGAGGAACUAAGUCCAACACAGCCAGAUGAUUCACAAGUUCUUACCGAUUUUGCGGAUAGGCUGCGGCAGCCGAGAAAGCCUAUUGCUGUUGUUCUGACAAGCAGAGUAUGGCACCCGGACAUCAAAAACGAAGAUCGAACGCAACCCUCUACUUCAUCCAGUCGCGAUAUAUCUAUCCCGAAAAAAUUCAAGCGGGACGAUGCAAACAAGCCAUCGGGAGCAAGGAAGAUCAGCUUAACCAGAAAAAUUCGGGUGCCACGUGAUGCUGAGCCUAGUAAGCACAUGAUAAAAAUAAUAAUAUGA